AUGAAACGUGUCCUGGCAAAAGGCUCUCCCAUUGUCACAAAGCUCAUCCUCAUCUGGGCUCUCUCACACCUGUCUCUUGCCUUUGCCUAUAAUCCAGAUUACACAGGUGCCAUUACCCCCUCUUACUUGGUCUACUUGAAAUCCGAUUACUUGCCCUGCGUAGGAGCCCUGAUCCACCCACUUUGGGUAAUCACAGCUGCACAUUGCAACUUGCCGAAGCUCCAGGUGGUGUUGGGGAUCACAAACCCUUCAGAUAGCAGGGAACGUUAUGUGCAGGUGGUCGGCUAUGAGAAGAUGAUCCAUCAUCCUUAUUUCUCAGUCUCAUCUAUCCAAAAUGACAUCAUGUUAAUCAAGCUGAAAAAAGUGAUUAAUCUCAAUAACUAUGUGAAACUGGUCAAACUGCCCAACCAUCCUGUCCGUGUGAAUACCAUGUGCAUGGUCACCACCUGGGGCUACAACAUUUGUGAUGUCUCCAAGGAACCUGACUCACUGCAGAAUGUGAACAUCUCUGUAAUCUCUGAGAAAGAUUGUCAAGGAGGCUACAGAACCCAAACCAUCAAGCAGAAUAUGUUCUGUGUGGGCAUCGUGCCAGGAAGGAGGGUGCCUUGCAGGGAAGUCUCAGCAGCCCCCGCAGUCUGCGAUGGAGUACUCUACGGAAUCCUGUCUUUUGCAGAUGGAUGUGUCUUGAGAGCCGAUGUUGGCAUCUAUGCUAGUAUUUUUCACUACUUGUCCUGGAUUCAAAGUACAAUCCAAAACAACUGA
Molecule: messenger RNA, 762 nt
Organism: Marmota monax (woodchuck)
Lineage: Eukaryota; Metazoa; Chordata; Mammalia; Rodentia; Sciuridae
Gene: Prss58
Product: serine protease 58
Exons: 5
Coding region: 1-762 (253 amino acids)
Biological process (GO): proteolysis
Molecular function (GO): serine-type endopeptidase activity
Source: RefSeq, a predicted model, not a curated record